This is a messenger RNA of Symbiodinium natans, 6249 nucleotides long. The record is from the annotation of a GenBank genome assembly. NCBI's taxonomy places the organism in Eukaryota, Dinophyceae, Suessiales, Symbiodiniaceae.
AUGAGCGGUGGAGAUGACAGACAGUCGAAUCUCAAGCACUUCAAUGGCGAAGAGGGUGACCAGGGUGAUGUUGGCAAACAGCUUCGGAAGUUCAAGAACUGGUGCCAAGCCAAAAUGGCAACCAUGAAAGACUUCGCAGCGAAGCAGCAAGGCCCCUUCGUAUACACACUCUUGGAUGGGAAGGCGCUAGAUGCAGUAGAGCAUUUGACGCUGACAGACCUGCAGAAGGAAGAUGGCGCAGAGCAAAUCUGGAGACUUUUGCAGAAUCGCUUCCCAGAGAAAGAGACAGCCGAUCAGAUGGGAGAGGCUCUUGGUGAGGCCGAAGGAGCAAGAAUCAAUGCAGCAAUGGACGGCCAGGGUACAGGAGGACUGACCGAAGAACAACGAGCCAUCGUCAAAGCAAAGAGUCAAGGAAAGCUUGAGAUAGCUGAAGUCUCUGCUGCUCUUCGUUCGUGUUUUCCGACGUGGCGUGCAUCGGCGAGGGCAAAGAGGCCAGUCAACGCCCUUGUCGUUGAGCCAGAAUGGGAGGAGGAAGAGCCCAACGCGACUCAGAAUCACGACACUUUUGCUGAUGUUGAAGCGUUCUUGGCGGAGCAUCAGGCGACGCUCCCCGAGGACGAUGUGGCCGUUGACGAGGACGAAGCGGCCGAGGCACUAGCAGUGUCGUGGAAGGAGCGCAGGCAGGAGAUUAACAAGCUCCAGCAGAGCAGGAAGUUCGGCUCCAUCGGCAACGUCAAGAAGUCCUUCAGAGUUGAGAUAGAAGAGCUCAAGAGAAGAACGAGAUGCAGGAAGUGUGGCAAGAUAGGCCACUGGGCCCGGGAGUGCAGAUCCCAGGGUAAAGGUGGUCAAGGGCGUGGCGGCCGAUCAGAUCAGCCUGGCUCUUCGUCAUACGCGACAGAGGUGAAUUACGUGCAAGUGGAGGCUGAGGGCGAGACACUCUUUGACCACGAGAUCUCCUUUGUGGGCGCGGUGGAAGUGCUAGCAACCGGCGAGGAGAACGCUGACCAGACGGAGGCCUUGGAAGCAGGGCUGGUGUCGUCUCCAGGAUAUGGCGUGGUGGACUCUGGCUGCGGUCGAACGGUGAUCGGCGUCCAGACUCUUGAGGCCCUGAAGGAGCUCCUCAAGACCAAGACAAAUCUGCCAGUCCAAGAGUAUGCUGCACACAGCUCCUUUCGUUUUGGGAACGGGGCUACCGAGGACAGUAGCAUGUCAGUGCGAAUUCCCGUCGGCAUUGGAGGCCGCGCCGGUGUGGUGGAUGCGGCAGUGAUCUCGGGCAAAGCGCCGCUCUUGCUGGGCCGCCCCACGCUUGAGCGCUUGCGAGUGCAGUUAGACUUCGGGGCCAAGACCAUGUGCUUCUUGGGUGAGGCCACCGCGAUUCCUAUGUGCACGAAUCAAGCUGGACAGCUCCUCAUCAACUUGCUGUCUUUCCCGGCCCAGGUCGCCGAAGCCGAGGUGACACAGAUGAACUCCAAGCCCCAAAAGAAGAAGCGAACCCUCAAACCCAAGGAGUGCCGCAGCUUGAUGUCCCAACUCCACAAGCAAGACGUCCGUCAGGCAUCACAAAUCGCUGUGGCAGAGCUCUUUUCUGAGCCAUGCCUGUCCAAGAUCGCGCAAGAUCAAGGUGCCAAAGGGAUUGCUUUCGAUAUGAAACAGGGCUGUGACCUCACUGAUCCCGUCGUUCAGAAGGAGGUAGAACACCUCCUAGACCAAGCCUGUCCCUACUUGCUCACUGCAUCCCCUCCUUGUACGCAUUGGGGCGGGUGGGACCACUUGAACAGGCGAGUCCGCACCCCUGUGGAACGUGCUCGUCUGAUCCGCGCAGCUCGGGGUCAGGUGCGCUUCUGUGUUCGACAGGUUCUUAGGCAAGUCAAGCGGGGUGGGGAGUUCAUGUUCAAGCAUCCUUUAGGGUCAGCAGUGUGGAAAAUGCCUGAAAUAGUCAGCCUGAAGCGAAAAUUUGGGUUCACCACAAUUGACAUGUGCGCUCAUAGUGUGAAGUAUCCUGAAACACAGAAGCCCGUCAGACACUGCACUGGGUUGAUCUGUUCGAAACCGGAUGUGUUCCGACAGCUUGUUCACCGGUGCCCCGGCGACCAUGAGCACACGCAAGCCCAGGGCAAGUCUGUGAACUCGUGUGCGCUCACGGUGCAGUGCGCUCCAGACUUCAACCGUGCAGUUUGGAAGUCCUUGGGUCCGUGUGUUCAGGAAAGCCUGCUGGCAGAAAGCCAGCUUGAUUGGCACGCCCUUGGUUGUGAAUGCUUGGCUGGCGAUGUCGCUGCGCCGGCAAAUGACGCCGAAGGCCCGGCGCAAGCGGAGGCUGCGCCACCAGCUCAGGAUCCUGAGGGGGAUAGGAGGAUAGACAAUGCCCUUAAGAAGCUCCAUUGUAACUUGGGACACCCAGCCUCAAGAGAGCUUGUCAGGGUCCUGAAGCACAGCAAUGCCUCAGCGCGCGCCAUCGAACGGGCAGCGCAGCUUCAGUGCCCGGUCUGCGCCAAUCAUCAGAGACCGUCUGCCCCGCUUCCGGCCAACACAUCCCGCAACUUAGAGUUUAAUGACAGGGUUGGUCUGGAUGUUAAGUACCUUACGGGUUGGAGACAGGGUCAGAAGAUAGCGUGCGUCAAUCUCAUAGACUAUGCCACCUCUCUUCAAAUAAUGGUUCCUCUAGGUCGGCGUGAGACGGGUGCACUGUUGCAGUCUGCCCUGAGAGAUCGCUGGAUUGAUUGGGCUGGACCGCCUCGCACUCUCAUCCUCGACCCAGCUAGACCUAAUUUAGGGGAGGUUUUCAGUGACUUCUGUUCAGGGCAGGGCGUGGAUAUUGAACAAACGGCAGCCGAGGCACAUUGGCAACUAGGCAAAGUGGAGCGUCAUGGCCAGUGGUUUAGCAGGAUUCUGGAUCGUGUUUUGGAUGAGUCAAAGCCAGAGGAUGAAGAAGCCUGGAAGACCUGCCUUGUCCAGACUCAAGCCGCGAAAAACUCGUUGCUGUCUGAAGCAGGGGCCAGUCCUUUCCAAAUGGUUUUUGGGCGAAACCCCAGAAUCCCGAGUGACCUCCUCCAAGAUGCUCCCCAUGUAGCUGCCUCUGAUGCCAUAGAACAUGACACCGUCCUGAAUCGAGCCAAUGCCGUCAGACAAGCGGCCCGUCGCGCUUUCUUGCAGUGUCAGGAUGACAAGGCUUUACGAGCGGCCCUUCGGGCUAGGCCUAGGGUUGCUAAAGAGUUUAAGUCUGGUGACUGGGUGUACUAUUGGCGCACUCAAAAGUCUAUUGGAGGGGUUCGCAUUGAGGGUGGUAGAUGGUAUGGUGCCGCAAUGGUCUUAGGAAGCAUUGGGAAGAACCUCAUUGUAGCCCAUAAGAAGAGCAUCCUCAGGUGUGCGCCCGAGCAGCUCCGUGCUGCGAUGCCGGAAGAGUCAGUGGUGGCUGACUUCCCUGACAAUGAGCUGUUGGGCAUUAAGAAUCUGCUAGAACGCGGGCAAUUCCCCAAGAGCCAGUUCAUUGACUUAGUCCCUCACGACCUUCCUCCUGCCAUAGACGAAGAUACAUGUAGGCCAGCCCCAGAGGUUCCUCGCAACGCAGCUCAGUGUCUGGAAGAAGCCAACCGUGCAUCCAAUUCGCCGGCGGUUGUGGAGCAACCUCCCGCUCCGGACGGUUCUGCUGGACCAGCUUCAGCUGACACUCGUGACCCACAUCCCUCGCGCCACGCUAGGGUUGACCAUAGCGGUUCAGGUUACGGUCCGGUUAGACGGGUUACUGGGAAGUCACCGCCUGACAUGAUCCUCCACAGGCCGUCGGCCAUGCGUGAGGAUGAUUUUGUCGAACUCAUGCAAGAAGUGGUUCCCCGAAUACUCCAAGAGUUUCCAGCUGGAGCCCGUCUUGAGCCAGCUAGGGCGUCCACAGAUGUCUGUCCCGAGCCUGCGGCGGAACGUGCUAGCCCACGCGGUACCAGCCAGAAGAGAUCGGCCAGCGAAACUCCUCCGGGGGUUGAGCCUGAAGCAAGGGUUGCUAGAGUUGAGUCAGACUCAGACGAGGCCCUCAGUGUUGAGGCUCUCUUCUGCGAGGUCCGCGAUGACCAGCACAACAGCCACAUCGAAGCACUCAUGGCUGCCUUUUUGCAAAAACGCACGCAGAAGGAGCUCCCGCCCACUGGAAAUGAUGCCACUAUCCAGGCCAAGGUGGAUGAGGCUAAGGCUUUAGAAUGGGAGACUGUAGCGGGUAAACAAGCUGUGCGUGUGUGGACGGGAGCCAAGGCGAAGGAGAUACGGGCCAGGCAUGCUGACCGCUUUGUUGGUAGUCGCUUUGUCAUAGUGAAUAAAACCGACGAAGAUGGCAGUCGCAUCAAGGCGCGCCUUUGCCUGCAAGGUCAUUUGGAUCCGGAUUUCCAUACGAAAAUCCAAUCCGGUCUGUGUCACAGCCCGACGUUGAGCCAAUUGGGCAAGGCCGUGCUCCUGCAACUGUUGGUCACAAACCACUGGGUCAUGAAUCUCGGCGAUAUAAAAGGCGCUUUUCUCGAGGCAGGUCCCUUGCCCGAACGGUUCCGACCGUUAUACGCGCAUCAGCCCCCCGGCGGAGUUCCGGGUCUGCCGCCCGACGCUGUUAUCGAAAUUACUGGCAACCUCUAUGGGUCUAACGAUGCCAUAGCGCGCCUCAAACGGCGUUUUCCAUACAGAAAAUGGCGCGUGGGCAACGGGGAGUUCUGCGGGGUGCUAUAUUCUCAGGACCCGAACACCUUUGAAAUAUCGUACCAACAAGCAGAGUAUGCCAGACACUUGCGUCCCAUAGCCAUGACCAAAGAAAGGCGAGCUCAGCGAGAAGAGUUUGCGACAGCAAGAGAGCUGUCCGCGCUCAGAGCCGUGAACGGCGCAGCCAAUUGGUUAAGCAGUCAGUCUAGGCCGGACCUUUCUGUCCAGACAUCUUUCUCUCAGCAGUGUUUUCCCAGUCCUCGGGUCAAAGACUUGUUGUUUGCAAACCAGUUGGUGCACCGAGCUCGGCAGCAUGCUGAUGUUUCAGUGACAGUGAAGGACAUACCGCUGUCUCAACUCGCCGUCGCCGUGCAUUCUGAUGCCGGAUUCGCCAAUGCCGGAGGCAAUCGCACUCAAGCAGGGUACAUAGUAGCUUUCGUGGAUAGGCGGUUAGACGCAGAUCAAGAGGUGCCAUGGACACCGUUUGCUUGGAGAAGUUACCGACUGCCCAGAGUCGUUGCCUCAACUUUGGCUGGAGAGGCCCAAGCCUUCGCUACGGCCACAGGUGUCGCAGAAUGGGUGAGCCUCAUGCUAGUCGAAGCACAGCAUGGCAAGUUUGAUCUCCGUUCCCUUGCUGAAUUCUCCAGACAGAUUCCUAUCAUCGCAAUCACGGACUGCAAAAGUCUGUAUGAUGCUGCCCACUCUGUGUCAUCGCCCUCCAAGCUGGAUGAUAAAAGGGUCGCUAUAGAUAUGGCCAUCAUUAAGCAGGGUGUUGAACGUACAGGGAUGAGCAUCAGAUGGUGUCCGACAGAGCUCAUGUUAGCUGACUCCUUGACAAAAGACCAAUCAGAUCCGGCUGACUUGCUGAGGGCUGCUUUGAUGCAUGGCCGCUACCAACUGUCAGACGAAGCCGCCGUCCUAGCUCAGAAUGUGCCCAGCAAUCUGUCAAAUAUGCAGUCCUCCUCAGCUGCCUCGUCAUCGGCGGCCAACAGCGUGGAGCAGCAGCUCCAACAAGCUGUCGCAAGGGCCCACGAACAGGGCCGAGCGGAUGAGGUUCUUCAGAUGAUCAAUGCCAGCUUCUCUCAGGUCCACUCGGAUGUGCAAGGUGUGAAUGACUCGUCAAAGCGUCUUCGUGACACCGAGCAUCCAGAAUGGGAGUUGGCUACGUGCCCUGAGGCAUCCCAGCAGCCACGGCCCAUGCAGACUGCGGGGCAGGGAUACCGCCGCUCCACGCAGGAGCUCAGUCAGGCACCGAUGCCAUCGCUCCCUUCUGCUGCAGCCCCAGUGGGACCGCCCAGAGGCAUGCUUCCUGAUGGCAUUGAGACUCAACAACGGUGGGGACAGACCAUCUGCGAGUUGCCGAAGGUCAAGAGCCGUGGCGCCUCCUAUGCUGAGUUGGUCUCCGCCUCACACACAGACGAAAGCCUCAAGGGCUAUUUGAAGGGCUACAUCAUGCGCUAUUCUGGUCCUAGUCCCAAAGUCCGGGACUUCCGCAAGUAUCUCGAGUACAUCCGUUAUGACGACAUCCAGGCUGUGUACUACCCGGGUGCUCCUGAGAUCAGCCGCCGCUUCAAGCAGUAG